Suricata suricatta (meerkat) is the source of this 1352-nucleotide messenger RNA. RefSeq names its product SEC61 translocon beta subunit (gene SEC61B). Bases 255 to 545 code for a protein of 96 amino acids. Lineage: Eukaryota; Metazoa; Chordata; Mammalia; Carnivora; Herpestidae. Gene Ontology annotation, cellular component: Sec61 translocon complex. Gene Ontology annotation, biological process: intracellular protein transport. The record is from RefSeq and is a predicted model, not a curated record. The transcript has 5 exons.
CGCCAGCGUCGGUUAGGCCACAUCAGCGCAAAUCUGCGGGCGCCCAGUGUCUGCCAGAGGGAAUUUCUCGUCUGACCGUAGCUAUAUCUUCCUUUGGCAUAUGGUAGGACAGCCCAGACGUCCCGGGAGCCGCCGAGGACCCCGCCGGGGGUCUGGGGGCGGGGUCUGAGCCAGUCUUCCAGCCGCCUGGCUUUGGAGGUCUCCACCGCUCCUUGGCCGUCAAUUUCUGCCUCCAACCCCUUCCAGUCUCCGACAUGCCGGGUCCGACUCCCAGCGGCACUAAUGUGGGCUCGUCAGGGCGCUCUCCCAGCAAAGCAGUGGCCGCCCGGGCGGCCGGAUCCACGGUCCGGCAGAGAAAAAACGCUAGCUGUGGAACAAGGAGCGCGGGUCGCACGACCUCAGCAGGCACGGGGGGCAUGUGGCGAUUCUACACGGAAGACUCCCCUGGGCUCAAGGUUGGCCCUGUUCCAGUAUUGGUUAUGAGUCUUCUGUUCAUCGCUUCUGUAUUUAUGUUGCACAUUUGGGGCAAGUACACUCGUUCAUAGAUUCGGCUGCAUCCAUCUGUCUGUCAUCUGAAGAAGAAGGAAAAAAAAACCCAACAUAUCUUGGACCAAAAACAUAGUGAUUUUCUGUUUGCGAGAAAGAAUAUUCUGUAAGCUUAUUGUUUUACAGGGAACUUAACAAGAAUUGGUUUUAAGGAAUCAGUUUUUUUCUACAGCUAAUAAACUUUUUAAUUCAUUUAUACCAAGUCUCAUUGCCAGUCCCUGACUGCCAGGGCCCUUAGUCUCUCUGCCUUCAGAUUUACAUGUGAAUAUGCAGAAACAUGUCUUGGGGAGGGUGUUUUCUUUGUUGGGUUAACAGUGCUUAUAUGACACUGUAGUCCCUCAAAUCCAAGAUACUGUAAUUGGCCUCCUCUAGUUUUCUUCCAGGUAUUCCUGUCCUGGUGACUGAUUUUGUGUAUUCUGUGAUUGUUAACAAGUGUGCCUGUGACCCCAUCAGGCAGAUCUGUGUCCAGAGGCAGCUGGUAUUCAGGGGAAUAGGCAUAGGGACCAUAAACCAAAUAUCUUGGGUAAAAUGUUUCCUCAUUCUGUUCUUUGUCUUUAAAACUAUAGAUAAUAUUUUUGCCACUUCUCUUUCUCAGUUCUUAAUUCUGUGAGUGUAGACCCGAGAUUUCCAUUUAUUAAUCACUAAUUGUUAAACCUAUUUUGAAAGAAUUUAUUUGGUAAAUUAGAUUAAUCAACUAAAAUUUUGUUUCAUUUGGAAAAUAAAGACCGUAAUAAUUGGUGAGAUACCAGCAUUUCUAACCUGAGUUGAUACAAUUCCAACCCAAAAUAAAAAAGUUUGAAGUUUCA